AUGUUGUGGCUGGUCCAAGCUCGAGUUUUCGAGUCAUUGAUCCUCCUAGACGACGCCAUUCCGGCAUUUGGUUCCUCCUUCAAGCUUCUCAAAACCAUUCUUGGUUUUGUCUUUGGUGAACGUUUUAGGACAGUAGAGCCAUUCUUGCCUCAGAUACCCAAGAGCUACUUGAGAAUCAAGGACGGGAAGAUGACUGUUCGACUAUUGAUGAAAUAUUUGGUGAAUAAGUUGCGAUUGGAGCACGAAUCCCAGGAACAUGACAGUAACAUCGCAGCUAAAUUGCCACAAAAGUGUCUCCAUGUUAAUUAG
Messenger RNA from Arabis nemorensis, 309 nucleotides. The record is from the annotation of a GenBank genome assembly. Lineage: Eukaryota; Viridiplantae; Streptophyta; Magnoliopsida; Brassicales; Brassicaceae.